AUGCGCAUCCUCUGCCUCCACGGCCGGGGCACCAGCGCCCAAAUCUUCAAAUCUCAAACCACCUCCUUCCGCUCCCGCCUCAACGACCUCCCCAUAACCUUCGACUUCAUCGACGCCCCCUACCCCACCACCCCCGCCUCAGGAAUCGACCUCUUCUACGAACCCCCCUACUACACCUUCUGGCCCGACGACUCCCCGACCUCCCAUCAAAACGCCCGAACCUGGCUCCUCAACCACAUCGCCAAAAACGGUCCCUACGACGCCGUCCUCGGCUUCUCCCAAGGCUGCUCCCUAGCAGCCCUAACCCUCCUCCUUCACGCCCAUGAAUCGCCCCUCACCCCUCCACCUUUCAAAGCAGCCAUCUUCAUCUGCGGCGGUGCACCGCUCCCCCUCCUCGAAGAACUGGGGUAUACCAUCACUCCAGAAAUGAGAUCCCGGGAUACAGAGUCACGGAAGAAAUUAUCCAUUCAGGCCGAUUCGGCUGCGAUUCUGGCGAAGGGGGCGGAGAGGUGGGGUGGGGGUGGUGAUGCUGGGGAAGUGGUGGAUGAGGAGAGUGUUCGGAGGGAGAUUGAGAGGUGUGGGAUUGGGAAGGUGAAGAUUGGGGUUCCGACGGUGCAUGUUUAUGGGAGAAAGGAUCCGAGGUUUGUGGCCGGCGUGCAGUUGUCGGGGGUUUGCGAGGGGAGUGUGAGGCAGUGUUUUGAUCAUGGGGGUGGACAUGAUAUUCCGAGGUCGUCGGCGGUUAGUGAGAGGUUGGCGGAGUUGGUUAGAUGGGUGCUGGAGGAGGGGGGUGUUGCUUAG
Molecule: messenger RNA, 798 nt
Organism: Aspergillus oryzae RIB40
Lineage: Eukaryota; Fungi; Ascomycota; Eurotiomycetes; Eurotiales; Aspergillaceae
Exons: 2
Coding region: 1-798 (265 amino acids)
Cellular component (GO): cytoplasm; nucleus
Source: RefSeq, a predicted model, not a curated record